UCCAAAGCUCCUUUUCAGGUUGACAGCUUAGUCUUUUGUUGGCUCCGAUAUCAAUAGACGUAUUUAUUGAUGUUGUGGCAACUGCGUUGAAUCAAUACACACCGGCCAUAGCCAUUUUACAACAGACGAAUAUUUACCGUGUGUUUUGCCGCAAAGCUAUUGUUACCUGUGUGGCACAUUACGUGGAGAUACACAAUGGUUCCUCAGUGGUGCUUGGAAAAUGCAUCGCACGCUUGUUUGAACAAUAAUUGCUCGUUGCCCGGCCCCUAAGACAAGUCACGUAGCCCCCCAGCACACAGCUGUGAGUGUAAUACAUGCGUCAGUAGUUACUCCAUCUCGGACGUCAGUCGGAGGACCUUACCAAGCUGGAUAAGUGCAUCAAGGAGGAAGAUUUUUUUCCCUGAAAGUGACAGCCAGCUAAUACUGUGAAAUUUGAAAGUGAAAAGUGGCAGCCCUCAAAUUGAGCCAUGAGCCACUGGAGCUUACGACAGAAGCUGAGGGAGUCGGUCAUCGAGGCGGUGAACCGGGGAGACCUAUUAGAAGUUGAAGCCCUCCUGAACAAAGGAGCUGAUGUGAAUGAAAGCGAAGGUGGCUAUCUCUCAAAGCGCACACUGCUGAUUAUGGCAGUGGAGAAGAACUUCUCAGAUGUAGCAAGACUCCUUAUUAACAGAGGAGCAGAUCUUAGUGCUACAGUUAUGGUGAAUAAGCGUGAGUUGACGGUUCUGGAUAUCCCCAAGGAGAGGGAGAUGACAUCACUGGUUGCAGUGAUUGAGAAAAAGGUGCAAGCUAAUCAGAGGUUACUUGCAGCAGUUGAGGAAGGCAACUCAAGCAGUGUCCAAGAAGCAGUGAGGAAUGGUGCAAGCAUCAACCUGCUCCAUAAGGAAGGUGAUGAUUCCCCACAAAUGAACCUCCUUUUCCACGCCCUUGGGAAGGGGCAUGUAGACGUAGCAAACACGCUAAUCCGCGGAGGUAUAGAUCUACAUUUUACUGUCGCUUUUUCAGAUCAGACAACAGAAGAUACAGCAAGAAGCUACGCAGAGCGACUGAACCAAGACGACAUAGUCAAUUUAAUAGACCAGGAAAUAAAGAGGCAAGAGGCGACUCCAGAUGCAAACUCAUGCAAUGAAAACUCACAAGAACGUCAGGGGCUUGCAAAGAGGCAAGGAUUUUCAGAACUUGAAGAUAUAGAAGAUAUGGAUUUUGUGGAACAUCAGGAGAGCAACACCGCAGGACAACGCAAGCAGACACAGAAACGGCCGGGUGCGACUUGUGUCGUCUGCUGAGUGUUAUUGCUGAGUCGCCUAGUGUUAAUGGUUAACUGUGAGGGUAGUUUCUACAUUGUUAAGCUGGAAGCAAGUUUUGAGUGCAAACUUUGGUCAAUCAUAUUUUGACACAGUUCACUUCAACAAAUGAUGGUUAGACUUCUCUUUCUGGUCGACUGUUUGGAAUCAUAUCUUUAGCACGGUUGCAUAACUACAUGUAAUUCUAAGUCUUAAGCGUUCAUUCAAAAUUGUAUAGACUACUCCGGCGGCAGCCAUUUUCUGCGGUGGCGCAAGGCUUGUGCGAGUCGCGCUCAGGUAGGGCGCAUGCUCUUCGGGUGCAUUCGACCAAUAGGAAUACUGAAAUGUGCGCGUGCCAUGUCUUGAAGAACGCAUGCAGCAUGCGUGUGAGAGUGACACCACCGCAGUAAAAGCUUCUAAUUCUGGUCACCGGAUUCCACUAUACAGAUUGAAGAAUUGACAUGAACAUUCUACUACAAAAAGAAAAAAAA
Messenger RNA from Patiria miniata (bat star), 1771 nucleotides. RefSeq names its product 2-5A-dependent ribonuclease-like. Lineage: Eukaryota; Metazoa; Echinodermata; Asteroidea; Valvatida; Asterinidae. The record is from RefSeq and is a predicted model, not a curated record. Gene Ontology annotation, molecular function: protein binding. The transcript is spliced from 10 exons. The coding region runs from base 468 to 1283 and encodes 271 amino acids.